CCAUCGUGCAGACAGUUCGCUUCGAAAAUGGUGUGGGCUGUUGUUCAGAAUUCAGUGUUCGUCUUCGACUUUUUAUCCCAUUUGGUUCCUAUUUCUGGGACGGCAUCUUCGAGAUCCUCGACCACGAGUCUUGCUAAUCUGCAUGAUCUCGUCUCUGGCUUCACUUCGUCCAAAUCAGCGAUUCUGGGUCUCCAAGUCCUCACACGGUAUCUAUCAUGGGACUCACAUGAACGAGUGUUGCAAUUAGUCGGCUUGUUUGAACUCAGCUGGUUCUUUAGUGACGGGUCAUGGGUACUCUUAUCGCUCGUACGGUAUAAAGGCUGGAUUCAACGGACAAGCUUGGGAGCACCCAACUGUAUCACUAGUCGUUUUACAGUCAACAUGCCUGGACUUACUCUCCCACCAUUUCCGGAAGAUAUACCCACACACCCUCUCUUGGUUAUUGACUAUGAACUCAUACAGGCUGGUGACUCUGAAGAAAUCGAGAAGCUCUGGAAGGCUGCAAGAGAGCUGGGAUUCUGGUACUUGAAGAACCAUGGAGCCGACAAGGAGGUUGAGGGUAUGUUUGAUAUGGGAGCAGAAACGAUGGACCUUCCGGUUGAGGAGAAGAUGAAGUUUGAGCAAGGCAGCGAAGGCAAUUCCUUCGGUUACAAAGCCUUGGGAACAAUCUCCACAAACGAAUACGGCAACCCAGACAAUGUCGAAUUCAUCAAUAUUUCCAAAGACGAUGCCUUGGCCUAUCCGGAGGUUAAAAACCGCACGUAUCCAUCAACUGUAAAUGCGCACAUGCUGUCGACAAUUACACCAUUUGUGCGCAAGUCUCUUGCAGUCUUCGAAACAAUUUACUCCGUAUUCGACAAGAAGCUUGAUCUCCCAGAUGGAGCUCACACGGACUACGGAUCUCUUUCGUUCUUGCACAAUCGACUCGGCGGGCUGCAAGUUCUUCCUCCCGGCAGCCCUGACUGGCACUACGUUCGUCCAAUGCCUGGACACGCUAUCUGUAACAUCGGAGACGCACUCUCGUUACUCUCAGGUGGAAUCCUCCGUUCAAAUAUGCAUCGUGUUGUCCCACCUCCAGGUGUCCAGGCCGCAUAUACGCGCUGGUCUGUCGUUUGCUUCUCUCGUCCAUGUGUGAACGCGGAACUUCGCGCUUUGGAUGAGAGUGAAUUGAUAAAAGAAACGCUUUCGAACAUGACCUCAGAGGAGAGAGCGAAAUACAAUCCAGGCGUAACACAGGGCGAAUGGUAUGUCCGGAGGAUGAAGAACACACGGCUCAAGAACAGGAAGGGCCCUGAGACCUAUUUUGCGAGCAGAGGAAUGGAACACAGACCGAACGUGAUCUAA
Fomitiporia mediterranea MF3/22 is the source of this 1344-nucleotide messenger RNA. Its product is annotated as Clavaminate synthase-like protein. Gene Ontology annotation, molecular function: dioxygenase activity. The record is from RefSeq and is a predicted model, not a curated record. The transcript is spliced from 6 exons. Bases 28 to 1344 code for a protein of 438 amino acids. Lineage: Eukaryota; Fungi; Basidiomycota; Agaricomycetes; Hymenochaetales; Hymenochaetaceae.